Messenger RNA from Fusarium fujikuroi IMI 58289, 1008 nucleotides. RefSeq names its product probable alpha-N-arabinofuranosidase / alpha-L-arabinofuranosidase. Lineage: Eukaryota; Fungi; Ascomycota; Sordariomycetes; Hypocreales; Nectriaceae. The transcript has a single exon. Bases 1 to 1008 code for a protein of 335 amino acids. The record is from RefSeq and is a predicted model, not a curated record. Gene Ontology annotation, biological process: carbohydrate metabolic process. Gene Ontology annotation, molecular function: hydrolase activity, hydrolyzing O-glycosyl compounds.
AUGGCCAAAAUUCCCGCCCUUAUUACUAAAAGGCUGACUGCCGACCCAUCCGCCCAUGUCUUUCAAGGCAAGCUUUUCCUCUAUGUAUCUCACGACUAUGAUGCGGGGAUUCCUCUGAACUUGGAGGGCGAUCAUUUUGCCAUGAAAGACUAUUAUGUUUAUUCCAUGGAAGAUAUCUACGGUUCCGAGCCAGUUACCGAUCAUGGCCUGGCCCUUUCUGUAGAGGAUGUUCCUUGGGUCUCUCGACAGUUGUGGGCGCCUGAUGCUGCCUACAAGGAUGGGAAGUACUAUCUCUACUUUCCUGCUAGGGAUAAAGAAAACAUCUUCCGAAUCGGCGUAGCUGUUUCUGAAGACCCUGGUGGUCCAUUCAAAGCUGAUGAGAGUUACAUUCCUGGCACUUUUAGCAUUGACCCAGCGAGCUUCACUGAUUUCGAUCAAAAGACAUACCUAGCAUGGGGCGGACUUCAUGGCGGACAGCUUCAGUGCUGGCAGAAUAAGACCCAGUUUGACGGUUCUUGGUCUGGGCAAAAGGAGCCAGAUGAUAACGAGUAUGCUCUGAGCCCUCAGAUCGCUCUAUUAAGCGACGAUAUGCAUACGUUGGCUGAAGCUCCGCGAGACAUGGUUAUCCUGGCACCCGAGACUGGUCAACCUAUCAUUUCGAGUGAUAAAGACCGUCGCUAUUUCGAAGGACCUUGGAUACAUAGACGAGGUGAUAUCUAUUACCUGAGCUAUUCUACUGGUACCACUCGUUACUAUGUCUACGCUACUGCCGACAAUUCUUAUGGCCCAUACACCUAUCAGGGCAGACUACUUGAGCCGGUCUCGGGCUGGACAACCCAUGGUAGCAUCGUCGAAUAUAAAGGCCAAUGGUGGCUCUUUUACCACGAUAGCGAGACGAACAACGGCGUGGAUUGGCUCCGACAAUCCAAAGCGAAGAAGAUUUGGUAUGAUAGCCAAGCCAAGAUCGUUUUUGAGGAUCCAUCUGAGACAAACUAUGUCUGCGCAUGA